Mus musculus (house mouse) is the source of this 681-nucleotide messenger RNA. It is a transcript of the gene Ndufc2, whose product is annotated as NADH:ubiquinone oxidoreductase subunit C2. Lineage: Eukaryota; Metazoa; Chordata; Mammalia; Rodentia; Muridae. The transcript is spliced from 3 exons. Gene Ontology annotation, cellular component: respiratory chain complex I; cytoplasm; mitochondrial inner membrane. Bases 187 to 549 code for a protein of 120 amino acids. Gene Ontology annotation, biological process: mitochondrial respiratory chain complex I assembly; negative regulation of reactive oxygen species biosynthetic process; positive regulation of ATP biosynthetic process. The record is from RefSeq and is marked validated.
GGAACCUCGCGUGCAGAGGUUGCUAAGGCUGAGCGCACAGGGAAGCUUUUGGGUGCUGCACCGCCGUACGCAAUGCCCUUCAGCCUAGAGCGCGGAGGAGGACGGUAGCUCGGUCACGGCGUUUGGAGUCGUUGUUUUUCCUAUAGUUGGAGUCGAGGUCAAACCUCUCGUGGAACCUGCCUCAAGAUGAUGAACGGCCGGCCGGGCCAUGAGCCCUUAAAAUUCUUGCCGGACGAGGCCCGGAGCCUGCCCCCGCCCAAGCUGAACGACCCGCGGCUUGUCUACAUGGGCUUGUUGGGCUACUGCACGGGCCUGAUGGACAACAUGCUGCGGAUGCGACCGGUGAUGAGAGCAGGUUUGCACCGCCAGCUUCUGUUCGUUACGUCCUUUGUCUUUGCUGGAUACUUUUAUUUAAAACGUCAAAACUAUUUGUAUGCUGUGAAGGACCAUGACAUGUUUGGUUAUAUAAAAUUACACCCAGAAGAUUUUCCUGAAAAAGAGAAGAAAACCUAUGCUGAAAUUCUUGAGCCAUUCCAUCCAGUGCGUUGAAGUUUUCAAAAGGCUUGUUCCUGUUCCUCUUCACCACAACCUGAAUAUUUUCUGAGUUUUAUGGGAUUUUCUGUGACAGUGAAGUUUAGGUUAAGAUGUUAACACUGUUAUUAAAAUAGUUAUUACAAAUCA